AUGGAUUUAACUACAUUGGCUGGAACAUUUGGAGAUAGAGAGGAGAAAAUAAAUAAUUUACAGCUCGAACAGGCUGGCUCGUCAAGUUGGCGAAUGAAAGAAGAGCAGCCGCUUGAGUUUGCGGGACCAGCAACUGCUUCGGUAACUUUACCAAAUAGUAAUCGAGCAACGCAAUCUACAAUUGCAAGCACUCACCUUCCAACGACCAUUUGCCAAGGAUGUUUAGAGAUCAAGAAGGAAGUGCAAGAAAUGAAGCAACAUUUCGAAAAGAAUAUGCAGGCACUUAUUAAUCAAGUUUGUGCUGCAACAGGUAGUGAACCGGGAAAUACUUUUCCGAGCUCAUCUUCUCAAAGGAAAAUUGCAGUUGCUCCUGAAUGCCCUGUUGCUCUGAGGCCCAUGCCUACAUUGCCAGCCCCUUUACUACAGUGGAACCCAUGGUUAUUUCCAUCUUUAUUGCAACAAGCAAAUCCCAUUUUGGCACCUACGCUACAAGAGCAACUGCAGUUGAGCUCUCUUAAAAGAUGGAAUUCAUCAAGUCUUGAGCAAAAAUCAGAUUCGAAUGGAAAUACUCAAAUCGAUCCUAUCAGCGUAGGUAGCAGCAUUGAUGCAUGUUCUACGCCUGUUUCCGCUGCAGCGAAAAGUGUUAUUAACAAUGCUGAUAAUGUUGCACAUGUGUUCGCAUCGAAGUUAGAUUCACUUUCAUCAUUAAAUCCAUUGCUACUGCAACAACAUCUGCUGCAGCAACUAGUUGCAAGUGGUCAGAGUUAUCUCGGGCAGUCACCGUCGACUCAGUUACAUCACAUUCAGCAACAAACGCAGCACGAGCAACAGUCCAAACAGGAUCAUUCCGCUCAACUUCAUUUAAGUCCUGCAAAUGUUGUUGAUCAAGCGCUCAAUUGCGGUCUUCCUACCCAUUUAGAAACACUAACAGGAAGAAGUCAACAAGCUCACCAACAUCUUGUUCAGCAGAUGUUCAGUGGGAACCAAAGUGCACAAAAUACGUUGGUACAACAACAGCGGCAACAUCUAACUACGUCUUCCCCAUGUCGAAAGAAACCUGUGUCAGAUGACUAUGUGAAAUUUAUACGACAAAAAGGAGUUUCGCAGAGCAGCAUUUCAGAUAUUAAGAUUCCAGUUCCUCAAGCUUAUCUUUCGGAUCCAGGUUUUGCACCGUGUAGUGAGGAGCAAAUAAUUCAGCAGUUCCACCAAAAUCGUCGCUGUGAUGAUGAUGUACGUAAAGCAAUGGCAUUCUUAUCUAAAAUGCUUGCUGAAAAGCGGGUAUUUGGUACUAAGUUAAUGGCGCAAACGACUGUUGCGGGUCCAAAUCACUCAACAUAUAAAAAUCUUCCUGAAGAGGGCAUACAUUAUAUCGCGUAUGUGUGUCGUAAGGUCAUGAUGCAUCGAAUUCCAAAUGAAGAUGAAUUUUGGGAAGUGUUUCGCGAUGUAACUCGGAAGUUAGCUGCUCGUUGUCGACGCGUGCGGCAUUCUAAAAAGACAAGAAAUGAGGAACGUGAUGCAAAGCGUCUUCGUGAAAGCAGUACUGUGGAUCAUCGUCACCAUCAUUUACAGCUUGGUGCCUCAGCUACACCUGCGACCAAUGACGCUCUGAAAGGCACUACUCCAAUGCUCUCUUCUCUGAAAGGUACCGGGAAAGACGCUUUCAGUACAGCACUGGAGCAUCAUUUACAAGUUAAUGAGGAACAUCUAAAAAGUAUUCAAGGAACUGCAUUACAAACGCCAUUCAAACCUGACGCAAGUGUUGCUUAA
This is a messenger RNA of Thelazia callipaeda (thelaziosis nematode), 1767 nucleotides long. Lineage: Eukaryota; Metazoa; Nematoda; Chromadorea; Rhabditida; Thelaziidae. The record is from the annotation of a GenBank genome assembly.